AAAUCUCCCGCAGCCCGAGCGCGGGGGCGCCAGAGCCGCGAGCCGCGCGGGAGCAGAGGAGGCGAGGGCGGCGGGCCAGAGAGGCGGUUGGAAGAUGGCGGACGAGGCGGCGCUCGCCCUUCAGCCCGGCGGCUCGCCCUCGGCGGCGGCGGCGGCGGCGGCGGCGGGCGGGGAGGCCGCGGCGGCGCUCCCGGGGGAGCCGCUCCGCAAGCGGCCGCGCAGGGACGGCGCGGGCCUCGGCUGGAGCCCGGGCGGCGGCGGCGGCGGCGGCGGCGGCCCGGCCCCCGAGCGGGAGGUGCCGGCGGCGGCGGGCGGGGAGCGGGAGGCCCCGGCGGCCGGCGAGGCAGACAAUGGGCCCGGCCUGCAGGGCCCGGCCCGGGCGCCGCCGCCGGCCGCCGACCUGGACGACGACGACGACGACGACGACGAGGGCGACGAGGAGGAAGAGGCGGCGGCCGCGGCGAUUGGGUACCGAGAUGACCUUCUGUUUGGUGAUGAGAUAAUCACCAACGGUUUUCAUUCCUGUGAAAGUGAUGAAGAUGAUAGAGCCUCCCAUGCAAGCUCUAGUGACUGGACUCCAAGGCCACGGAUAGGCCCAUAUGCUUUUGUUCAGCAGCAUCUCAUGAUUGGUACAGACCCUCGAACAAUUCUCAAAGAUUUGCUACCGGAAACUAUCCCUCCACCUGAAUUAGAUGAUAUGACACUGUGGCAGAUUGUUAUUAAUAUACUUUCAGAGCCACCAAAAAGGAAAAAAAGGAAAGAUAUUAAUACAAUUGAAGAUGCUGUGAAAUUACUGCAAGAGUGCAAAAAAAUAAUAGUUCUAACUGGAGCUGGGGUGUCUGUUUCUUGUGGAAUACCUGACUUCAGGUCAAGAGGUGGUAUUUAUGCUCGCCUUGCUGUGGACUUCCCAGACCUUCCAGAUCCUCAAGCAAUGUUUGAUAUUGAAUAUUUCAGAAAAGAUCCAAGACCAUUCUUCAAAUUUGCAAAGGAAAUAUAUCCCGGACAAUUUCAGCCGUCUCUGUGUCACAAAUUCAUAGCCUUGUCUGAUAAGGAAGGAAAACUGCUUCGCAACUACACUCAGAACAUAGAUACACUGGAACAGGUUGCAGGAAUCCAAAGGAUAAUUCAGUGUCAUGGUUCCUUUGCUACAGCAUCUUGCCUGAUUUGUAAAUACAAAGUUGACUGUGAAGCUGUACGAGGAGAUAUUUUUAAUCAGGUGGUUCCUCGAUGUCCUCGAUGCCCAGCUGAUGAACCUCUGGCUAUCAUGAAACCAGAAAUUGUCUUUUUUGGUGAAAAUUUACCAGAACAGUUUCACAGAGCCAUGAAAUACGACAAAGAUGAAGUUGAUCUCCUCAUCGUUAUUGGGUCUUCCCUGAAAGUAAGACCAGUAGCACUAAUUCCAAGUUCCAUACCCCAUGAAGUGCCUCAGAUAUUAAUAAAUAGGGAACCUUUGCCUCAUCUGCAUUUCGAUGUAGAGCUUCUUGGAGACUGUGAUGUCAUAAUCAAUGAACUGUGUCAUCGGUUAGGUGGUGAAUAUGCCAAACUCUGCUGCAACCCUGUAAAGCUUUCAGAAAUUACUGAGAAACCUCCACGAACACAGAAAGAGUUGGCUCAUUUGUCAGAAUUACCACCCACACCUCUUAAUAUUUCUGAAGAUUCAACUUCGCCAGAAAGAACUUCACCACCAGAUCCUUCAGUGAUCGUCACACUUUUAGACCAAGCAAUAAAGAGUAGUAUUGAUGAUCUAAAUGCAUCUGAAUCGAAAGAUUGUAUGGAAGAAAAAUCGCAGGAUGUACAGACUUCUACUCGGAGCAGUGAAAGUGUUACUGAACAGUUGGAGAGCCCGGAUUUAAAGAGUGUUGGCUCCAGUGCCGUGGAGAGAAAUGAAAGAACUUCUGUUGCAGAAACAGUGAGAAAGUGCUGGCCUGCUCGACUUGCAAAGGAGCAGAUUAGUAAACGGCUUGAUGGUAAUCAGUAUUUGUUUUUACCACCAAAUCGUUACAUUUUUCAUGGUGCUGAGGUAUAUUCAGACUCUGAAGAUGACGUGUUAUCCUCUAGCUCUUGUGGCAGUAACAGUGAUAGUGGAACAUGCCAGAGUCCAAGUUUAGAAGAACCCAUAGAAGAUGAAAGUGAGAUUGAAGAAUUUUACAAUGGCUUGGAAGAUGAAGCUGACCUUAACGAGAGAGCUGGAGAAACUGGACUUGGAGCUGAUGGAGGUGAUCAGGAAGCAGUUAAUGAAGCUAUACCCACGAAAGAUGAACCAACAGACAUUAACUGUCCAUCAAACAAAUCAUAAUGUAAUUAUUGUCCAGGUACAGGAAUUGUUCCACCAGCAUUAGGACCUUUAGCAUGUCAAAACGAAUGUUUACUUGUAACUCAAUAGGACAAGGAAACCAGAAGGGUGUAAUAUUUAUAAACUGGUGAAAUAAUUAUUUUCCCCCAUGGAUAAUUUUUAACUUACUUAUUUCUGUACUUGUACACUUAACACUAAAAAAUUUUUUUAAAGGUACUAAGUAUCUUUAAUCAGCUGGUUGGUAGGAUUUUCUUUCAAAGCUUCAUUUGUAUGAUACAUCGAUAUGUAAAUAUAAUUUUGUUUUUGCAUAGUGAGUUCCAACGUUUUCAACUUUUCAAAAAGCCAUUGGAAUGUUAAAUUAAUGGAAAGGGAACAGCUUAUCUAGACCAAAGAAUGGUAUUUUCACACUUUUCUUUGUAACAUUGAAUGGUUUGAAAUCCUAAAAUCUCUGUUCUGCUAAACUUGUGAUUCAUUAGCACAAUUAUCUAUUUUUAAACACUGGCAUUUUCCAAAACUUGUGGCAGCUAACUUUUUAAAACCUCCUGACGUGCAAUGUGAGUGGAAGAUAAGUAUGUGGGGGAAGCACACAGUUGUCUUUGCUUUUUAAAGUAAGACUUGGUGCUAAGAAUUUCAGGAAUAUUGAAUAUUGUAUUAUUCAAAUGACGAUGGCUUUUGUACUUCCUGUGGACAUACAGUGAUGUCUCUUCUAUUGGCUCAUAAAACUAUACUGACAAAUAAAUAAAUGCUUUGGAAAUGUUUCAAUUGCUUCAGAAACAAUAGUGCCUGCCCAGAUCCCCUUAGUUUUGAGAAUCUUUGCCAUUGUUUUAAUGCCUAUCACUGUGGUGGAGCUUGCAUUGAUCCUUUCCAUAAGUAUUAUACUGCCAAGUUGUGAAUAUGCAAAGUCUAUGAAUCUAUAAUAAUGGUACUUCAGCUGGGGAAGAGUGUAAUAUUUUGGACUGUUGCUUUUUCUUUUCUUCCAUUAGUGAUGAGCAACAGGCCCCUAAUUAUGGUUCCAAAGUGAGAUGUUAAUUAUAACUCAGCCAGUAAGUACGUCUCCUGUUCGGAGGAUGUUGUUUAAUAAAUACCAAACUACUAGCUUAGUGUUAUGGAGAUGAACCUGAUGUAAACCUGUAAUAGCAGAAUCAGUAAUGGAUAUGAACAAAAUCCCUAUAACAUGUCUUUAUUUAAGAGCUUAGCCUGCCUUAAAACUAGAGAUCAACUUCCUGAGCUGCGAAAGCUUCUAGCCUUUCAAAAAAGUUCAUACUUUAAAAAAAUUGCACAGUAGGCAUUUAUUUUCCAGACCUUUCUCAACAUUAGUACCAAAUUACUAAGUAUUCUCAUGUUGCUUUAGUAUUUAUUACACUUUUUAAAAGGUUUGAAAUACAGCUGUUCUGUAAGUAUAAAUACAAGCUAGGACUGUUAUUGCUAGGAGAGGGGAAAAUUUUAAUGAAAGGCCAUUUCGCUAUCUUACAGUGUCGGUCUACAUCUGAAUUUAUUUGGGUACACUAAAGAAUGCAGUACAUUUAGCUUUCUGUUUGCAUGAUGUGUCUAUGUGCUAUAGAUGAUAUUUUAAAUUGAAAAUUUUGUUUUAAAUUAUUUUUACAGUGAAGACUGUUUUCAGCUCUUUUUAUAUAUUGUACAUAGUCUUUUAUGUAAUCUACGGGCAUAUGUUUUGUAGACUGUUUAAUGACUGGAUCUUCCUCCAAUUUUUGAAAUACAAAACCAGUGUUUUAUACUUGUACACUGUUUUAAAGUCUAUUAAAACUCAUUUGACUUUUUCCUGUUA
Molecule: messenger RNA, 4079 nt
Organism: Sorex fumeus (smoky shrew)
Lineage: Eukaryota; Metazoa; Chordata; Mammalia; Eulipotyphla; Soricidae
Gene: SIRT1
Product: sirtuin 1
Exons: 9
Coding region: 95-2296 (733 amino acids)
Molecular function (GO): NAD+ binding
Source: RefSeq, a predicted model, not a curated record